AUGCCAUCUAACCCGACCGACCUGAAGGUCCCGACUUCGAGUCGGGCGAGCUCCUGCAGGGUGGGAAUACUCGAGACCACAUCAAGACACCGCCGCAUCAUUGUCGCAUUUUUGCAAGCGGUGCUAAAAGGCAAUCAUCAAGCAUCCUCAUCCGACUCCUGCUCGUUCGUGUCCGGAGCCACCGUGGCAGGCCUAGCAAGCGGCGUGCUCUGCAUGGAGAAGCGGACUUUCUCGACCGGGUCUAUGCAAUUCAGCACGUUCGUCGCCGUUCUCAGCAUCCUCUCGCGAUGGAAGCCCCGGCCUCCUGUUCCGCACAUCAGCACUGCCGAGGGCGGGUACACGGCCCGGAACACGGUCUUUAUCAUAGUGGAGGUGUCAAUGCGGGUGACGAGUCGGUCGGGCUCGACGGUCCCUCUUCGGGGCUCAUCGUCCCCGUCGUCCUCGUCACCAUCGUGA
This is a messenger RNA of Thermothielavioides terrestris NRRL 8126, 456 nucleotides long. RefSeq lists its product as uncharacterized. Lineage: Eukaryota; Fungi; Ascomycota; Sordariomycetes; Sordariales; Chaetomiaceae. The transcript has 4 exons. The record is from RefSeq and is a predicted model, not a curated record. The coding region runs from base 1 to 456 and encodes 151 amino acids.